ACGGGUGGAAUUUCACUUCCUGUCUCACUAACCAGGUGAGGGAAGGGUGAGUCACUUGGCCCGUGUCGUCACACGCCAUAGCCCUUUGAAGAGCUCAAAUUUUGGAGUCUUUAAGUUACGAAAGUAUCACGGACGGUGAGGUUGACCAGGACUUUAAUUUUUGUGGAUUUUCUUCUGUUGUAGUUGUAAAUUGCUGAAAAGGUAACCCUUUCGUGUUCAUUCUUCGCGGCCUAAAACUCCCAGGAAGACAUUGUUUGUUAGUUAUUGCCAUCGGUUUCGCUACAGGUGGCGCUAGGAAUCCUAUUUUAAAUUGUAGAAAGACUUUAUUUAUUUGUUUUUAUAAUUAUGUAUCCAUGUCUGCCGGUGCUGCUUCUGAUACUUUGGGGGCGCGCCUCCGGUCAGGCGACUGGCGAGGAUUGUUUGGCCCAAUUUAAGAAAGGCCGGGAGGGUUUUGUGCUGGACGCCGAUGAGUCCGUGAAAGACGGGGCCACCUUCAUUUCGUCCCCACAGCUGAACGGCCACAGAGAUUGCGUGGCGGCCUGUUGCAAGGAGCCCAAGUGCAAUGUGGCCCUUAUGGAGGGGGGUUCUGAGGAGAACGCAAUCAAAUCCUGCUUCCUUUUUGACUGCCUAUACAAGAAGAAAUACGUCUGUCGCUUCGUCAGGAAGAAAGGCUACUACAAUUAUAUCCUUGACUCUGUCUAUGAGAGCUACCUGGAGAUAGAUGUCCCACCAAAGGAAACUGAUCGUCCCCCGGUGGCCAACGGAGGUCAGGACCGUGUGGUGCAGCCUCAGGACAGAGUGACACUGAACGGCUUGGAAAGCAAAGAUGACCAAGGGAUCGCGUCCUAUAUGUGGAAAAUGCUCACUGAGUAUCCCUAUGCUGUCAUUGAGAAAACAAACUUUCCAGACCAGAUAAUUGUGUCCAAUCUGACGUCGGGAAUGUACAAAUUCCAGUUGACUGUCACAGACACUAUUGGUCAGUCGGAUUCCACCAAGGUCACUGUUCUGGUUCUUACAGCUGAACAAUCGGAACAUCACUGCAUGGCUCCAAAGAAGAUUGGACCAUGUCGUGGUGCUUUCCCUCGGUGGCACUACAAUGCAGCUUCGGAGAAGUGUGAGGAGUUUGUGUUUGGGGGCUGCAGGGAAAACCUGAAUAACUAUCUUUCCAAGGAUGAGUGCACAAACGCAUGCUAUGGGACAGAGAAAAGGGGUAGUAGUAGAGGCUUACCACUUCCAGAUCAAAAAGAAAAAUGUGGUGUUGCAUGCACUGCAGAGCAGUUCACAUGUGCAAACGGCUGCUGUUUGGAACCAGGCUUGGAGUGUGAUUCAACUGCUCAAUGUAGCGAUGGCUCUGAUGAACAAAAAUGCAAUGACUUGGACAACACUUUUCAGAUUUUGCUGCAGAUUCCGGUGGAUGAGCAAAAAGUGCGCUGCACUGAGCCUCCACACACAGGCAGUUGCAGGGACACUCUCACUAAAUGGUACUACAAUCCUCUCCACCAAGACUGCUUUCGCUUUAACUUUGGUGGUUGCCAGGGCAACGAAAACCGAUUUGACCGUAAGGAGGCCUGUAUGAAGUUCUGCAGAGGGGUGACAGAAAAAGAUGUGUUUGCCCGAAAACAGGAGUUUGAGCGCAGAGUGGCUGACAGUCAGACGGGUGUCAUAGCAAUAGCUGCCGUCCUGGCUAUAGCUAUUGUCAUCCUCUUGGGAAUUCUCUUGUAUUGCUUCAUGAAGGGAAAGAAGAAGUCCUCGCAACACCACCGCGUGCCUGUCAACAACGCUCCACUCACCACCAUGGAAGACAGGGAGCAUCUUGUCUACAACAGUACCACAAAGCCCAUCUGACCCCAAAUCUGCCAUUUAUUGAACGAACUCUGAUGAGAGGCAUGCGUGCGUGUGUGAAGUUUUAAAGGAAACGUGUAUGUGAUGUUUAAAUAUGUGAUUUUCAUUCAGUUUGUUUUAACAUUGUCUCGUUAACUAACAGUUCCUUUUUAGUUUGGACAGAGAAUUUGUCAUUUCAUCUGUUAGAUUACCUCUGUAUAAUGGACCUAAUUUACCCAGUGUUCAUAACGGUCUGUUACUUCAAAGUCUACAUUAUUAAAAGGGAAUGCUUGUUUUAUAUAACACUACUAUCUGACAUUUCCUGUCAGAUGUUUUCUUUUACUUUGUGGCUUCCUUGGAUAAUAUGAAUAAUUCGUAGUCUUCCUUUAAAUAGUUUUUUAGAAGGAAUGCCGUUUUGUGUUUCAAUGUUUUCUUAACAAGCAUAAUUCAUCCCUAAAUAAAGCUCACUUGCGUGUAACUUGA
This is a messenger RNA of Corythoichthys intestinalis (scribbled pipefish), 2304 nucleotides long. RefSeq names its product serine peptidase inhibitor, Kunitz type 1 a (gene spint1a). The coding region runs from base 346 to 1845 and encodes 499 amino acids. Gene Ontology annotation, molecular function: protein binding; serine-type endopeptidase inhibitor activity. The transcript is spliced from 10 exons. Gene Ontology annotation, cellular component: plasma membrane. Gene Ontology annotation, biological process: epidermis development; extracellular matrix organization; epithelium development. The record is from RefSeq and is a predicted model, not a curated record. NCBI's taxonomy places the organism in Eukaryota, Metazoa, Chordata, Actinopteri, Syngnathiformes, Syngnathidae.